Molecule: messenger RNA, 540 nt
Organism: Colletotrichum paranaense
Lineage: Eukaryota; Fungi; Ascomycota; Sordariomycetes; Glomerellales; Glomerellaceae
Exons: 2
Coding region: 1-540 (179 amino acids)
Source: RefSeq, a predicted model, not a curated record
AUGGACGCCGCAUACCUGAGCGCUCGCCAGACGGUGGUCAACUCGAACGACCUCCCUCCCGGCUGGGUUAUACAGAAUGGACGGGCGAUUCCAUGGUGGUACAGUCGGACGGGCGUCAUCGUAAAGUGGUCCGUCUUCCUCGGCCUGACGACCCUCUUCGCAGCCUUCCUCAUCAUAGCCUAUGCCCACGGCAAGCGCCGCCUGAGAAAGGGCCUCCUGCCCCUGGGCUACCACCGCUGGCUCUUCAGCCGCGCCCAGCUCGCCCGCGUCGACAGCCGCUACGCCUGGCCCGCCGCCACCUACAACACCUACCGCCCCGAGUACUACAACACCCACCCGCAGGCACAGGGCGGCGGCUACUACGGCAUGCAGGGGAUGCCGCCCCCGACCUACGACCCCAACUCGGCCCGGCCCCCAAUGUAUGCGCCCCCCGACGGCGGCAGCAAGGUCGACCCGUCCCAGGAGUACGGCGUCACGCCGCCGCAGCCCUCUGUUGCGGCGAACCACACUGGUCAGCCGUACCCGUAUAGGGCGCAGUGA